CGCGCGCCCGGCCAGAGAGCGAGCGCGCAGCGGCAGCGACCUCCCCGGCGCGCCCCGGCCAGGCCUCCCGCGCCCGUCGUCCCCGCACCCCGCGCCCGCGCCCGCGCCGCCAUGGGGGUGGAGGGCUGCACCAAGUGCAUCAAAUACCUGCUCUUCGUCUUCAAUUUCGUCUUCUGGCUGGCGGGAGGUGUGAUCCUGGGCGUGGCUCUGUGGCUCCGCCAUGACCCACAGACCACCAACCUCCUCUAUCUGGAGCUCGGAGAUAGGCCUGCACCUAACACCUUCUACAUAGGCAUCUACAUCCUCAUUGCCGUGGGUGCUGUGAUGAUGUUUGUCGGCUUCCUUGGCUGCUAUGGGGCCAUCCAGGAGUCCCAGUGCCUGCUGGGGACGUUCUUCACCUGCCUGGUGAUCCUCUUUGCCUGUGAAGUGGCCGCUGGGAUCUGGGGCUUUGUCAACAAGGACCAGAUCGCCAAGGACGUGAAGCAGUUUUACGACCAGGCCCUGCAGCAGGCUGUGGUGGACGAUGAAGCCAAAAACGCCAAGGCCGUGGUGAAGACCUUCCACGAGACGCUCAACUGCUGUGGCUCCAACGCACUGUCCACACUGACCACCUCCAUGCUCAAAAACAACCUGUGUCCUUCUGGCAGCAGCGUCAUCAGCAACUUACUCAAGGAAGACUGUCACCAGAAGAUUGAUGAGCUCUUCUCGGGGAAGCUGUACCUCAUCGGCAUUGCAGCUAUUGUGGUCGCUGUGAUCAUGAUCUUCGAGAUGAUCCUGAGCAUGGUGCUUUGCUGUGGCAUCCGGAACAGUUCCGUGUACUGAGGCUCUGGCUACCUGGGCCGAGGGGGGCCAGUGAGACCUGUGUGCCCCAAGCACAACCUGGACACUUCUGCAGAGGGGCCGUCUCCACCCGUGUAUAUAACUUUCCAGUAUUACUCUGCUAUGCCUAUUAGCCUUUUUACUUUUGAGGUUUUCUUUUUGUCCUGAAGUUCCCUUUCACCUUUUGGGACAUCACCUGGAGUGUGAGUAGGCCUUGGGGACUGCAGGGCAGGGGCCACCCACUGCCCUGGGGUCAUAGGGGGCUCCGCUUGCUCAGCCAGGCCCCUUGUGGGGGCCUGGGGCCCUUUGGCCAAGCUGUCCUCCCACCCUGCCAUCCGUGGGCUGUACCAUUCACGCCCUGUUUAACCCUUGCUCCUGUCCCACCACCUGUCUUUAGAGCCGGGUCUACGAUCAGCCUUAUGUCUUCAAUGCACCUCUCCUUUCUAACUCGUCACCUUCAACUGUAAUUACAUCUUGAAAGUCAUUCAAUAAAGAGGGAAAAAAACAGGCAUGUUAA
Molecule: messenger RNA, 1336 nt
Organism: Manis javanica (Malayan pangolin)
Lineage: Eukaryota; Metazoa; Chordata; Mammalia; Pholidota; Manidae
Gene: CD81
Product: CD81 molecule
Cellular component (GO): plasma membrane
Source: RefSeq, a predicted model, not a curated record